AUGAGCGAAUCGAAGCCUUUGCCCCGGAGGCCCAAGUUCAGGCGGGCGUAUGGCCCCAAAACCCGGACUGGAUGCAUUACCUGGAUCAGACACGUGAAAUGUGACGAGGAAAAGCCCAUAUGCCGACGAUGUCGCGAUAGCGGUGUCAAGUGCGACGGCUAUGCCCCCCCUCCACCUCCCAAGAAGCCAGUUCGACGACGCGAUGUUUGUGUACCAGAGUCAAAGCAAGUCAUUAUCUUCCAACCCCCGUCAGCACCCGGUGCCCCCAUCGAGAGGUACUAUCUCGAUCACUUCCACCACUGGACCUCCAAGCAACUGACCAGCUCAACCGACAUGUCUAACUUUUGGAUGACCUUUGUAUUGCCUCUGGCCCACAAUUGUGAACCAGUGAGAUAUGCAGUUUCUGCUGUCGGUGCUGCUCAUCGGUUCUUUAUGGCUGGCCAGGAUACUCGAUCUCCACUGCAGCAGUUGAGAGGCUUAGCGAUGCAAGAGUACAACAAGGCCAUCUCGCAUAUCGUACCCCACAUGUCGAUGGACUCGGCAUUCAACAUUCACUGUACCUUGGUCUGCUGCAUCUUGUUCAUCGCCUUUGAGGGCAUCACAGGGAGAUACACUGAGUCCGUUCGACAUCUUCGGGCUGGUAAUCGUCUACUGGCCCUCCCCGCCCUUGCCUCGGACACACAAGGACGACAUGUCACCAGAAAACUGACUCAAAUGUUUGCCACUCUGGGAGUUGAGGCAUCUAUAUUUCUAGAGGAUAACAUCCUCCCUGCUACAGACCCUCCCUACCGCGCCGUCAACGCAUCCGAAGCCCCCGCUGCAACACCAUUUCGAGACCUGGAAGACGCAAACUACGAGCUACGGAAACUGGAUGUUGAGGCGGUGGAGAUGAUGGCUGAGGAGCCUUGGGAAUGCAAUUCAAGCGACCAAAGCCCAGAUUCUGAGAACAUUAUGUACGAUGAGGAGAUCUGGAAAGAGCUUGAUCAAAAGUUUUACCACUGGAACACUCGUUUCGAGCUGACAAAGUCAAUGCUCCAAGAGAAACAGCCUCUGAUGAUAAACGCCACACAACUCGCCAUCCUCACGGUGGCGCAGGAAUUCUGGAAGAUGAGCAUGACUUGGGGGCCCAACUCUCCGCCGCCCACCGAAGCAAUGUCGUCUUUUCUCAACGCUUCAGAGGCUCUGGCGCAGUUGGUCGUCGUCCCUGGACAUCCAACGUUUUCCCUCGACGGAGAUCUCAUAUCUGGCCUCUCAUUUGUGAUCUCUUUUAGUGAGGAUGAGCAGCUUCGGACUCGUGCGCUCGAUGUGCUCAGGUCUCUCAAUAGACGUGAAGGUAUCUGGGAUAGCAAGGAGGUUUUGGAGAUGCACGAGGCAGCACUAUCACUUGAAGAUGCCAAAGAGUGGUAUGAAAAGGAGGUUCCGGGUGGAGUGCCGGGGUUUAUGGUGGAGGUGGCGAGGAGAUCAAACAAGCUCAACCUGACAAACAACAUCCUCAUCACAGCUGGGCAAUAUAAAAAGGAGGACAGCCCAUCAGAUGGAUCUUGUUAG
Fusarium falciforme is the source of this 1548-nucleotide messenger RNA. RefSeq names its product Zn(2)-C6 fungal-type domain-containing protein. Gene Ontology annotation, molecular function: zinc ion binding; DNA-binding transcription factor activity, RNA polymerase II-specific. Lineage: Eukaryota; Fungi; Ascomycota; Sordariomycetes; Hypocreales; Nectriaceae. Gene Ontology annotation, biological process: regulation of DNA-templated transcription. Bases 1 to 1548 code for a protein of 515 amino acids. The transcript has 2 exons. The record is from RefSeq and is a predicted model, not a curated record.